This is a messenger RNA of Haplochromis burtoni (Burton's mouthbrooder), 6360 nucleotides long. RefSeq names its product tektin 3 (gene tekt3). Lineage: Eukaryota; Metazoa; Chordata; Actinopteri; Cichliformes; Cichlidae. Bases 4870 to 6330 code for a protein of 486 amino acids. Gene Ontology annotation, biological process: cilium movement involved in cell motility; cilium assembly. The record is from RefSeq and is a predicted model, not a curated record. The transcript is spliced from 8 exons. Gene Ontology annotation, cellular component: nucleus; sperm flagellum; microtubule cytoskeleton.
AACUUCAUCUUUUAAACAGUUAAAAACAAAAGCAGCUUGCAACGUUUCUGCUACAAGUGUUUUAUGUGAUGUCCUUUUAUGAAAAUGAAUAAUUAUCUGUGCACUUUGGAAAGAAAGCAGAUGGCAACAAGUGCAAUUCAUUUUGUGCCAACCACUAACAGCCAUAAUGCCUAAUGAUGAUAGAUCAGUAUUUCCCAUCUUAGAAUGGGUUGGGUAUAAAAUAAUGUCAACUUUAAUGCUUUUUUUUUGUUACCCAGGACACAAAAAUAUCUGUUGCCUGGAUGUCUGUGCAUCUCUGCUUCCUCUGUCUGAGUAUCUAAUACAAUAUCCAUCUGCCUGCUUUAUGGCGAGGACAUAGAAUGCUCUUUGCUUCAGACAGUUGCAGACAUCAGACUGCAGAUACAGUAGAAAGUUGCCAUGCAACUCCACACAAACAUGCACAUGGCAAAGAAGCAUCUUAAUAGGUUUGCAUUGCUAUGCAACAUUUAGCGUACUGAAUAAGCUUCACAGAUAUAGUACAAAAUGUACAAUAGUAUACACAUAAGGCAUAAAUGACACCCUGUCAAUAUAUUAUAGAGCACCGUUAUUUAGUGUAAAGAAUAAAAAAAAAAAAUUCACAAGCUUCAGUAACAACCUUCUAUAAUACUGUAAUAAGAUCACAUUCAUAUUUUAUAAGUGCAUAAUACACAAACAGACACACACACUGCAAAAUUAUAUCACCAUCUUUGUACUUUGACAAGAUAAAAACAACAUGAAACAUGCAAAAACUUCAAAACACGAUAAGUGGAAUAAAAAAAUAAAACGUAAUACACUUACAUCUAACAUACAUCUAAAUAAUACUGACCAAAUAAUACUGACCACUUGGCAGCAUCACAUAAAAAAGGGACUAUCAAAUCUACUAAAAGCCAACUUGAACUCUGUUUUAAGAAGGCCUAGAAAUUUUGUUAAUAUCACUGAAGAUAUUGGAGAAAGGGUGUAUUUUCAGGUUUUCAGAUUGCAACCAUGAUUUUUUACAUUUAUUUGGGUUAUAUUUGUAUAGAAUAGUCACAGUAAUGAUUAUCUUGGCGUGCUGAGAUGAAAGAAUAGCAUAGAAACUAAAUUAAAUUGCAAUCAGAGGCUGGAUUUCAUCUAUAGAUUUAAAAUUUUGUUGCAUUUUUGACCCACCACUACAAGGAACUGCUUUGACCCCUCAGGUUAUAAGAGCCUAAAUAAUCAACUUCACUCAACAGCAUGAUACCACUGUUACCAAAGAAGACAAACUGGAGGACUCACAAUAUAGAAGCACAAGGAUGAAUGUGUAUUACGGCUAUUAGAAGAAAUCAUUAGAAUACACAGAAACACUUCCUUGGGUGACUACUGACAAUCUGUGAUAAGCUCAGGAGGCUCCUGUGAUUUUCCCACCUGGAUGCUCCAUUACCACAGUGGGGGAUCUCUAAUAUUGUCAUUAGAUUUAAUGGUUCAUUACAUCUUCUGUAUUGUUCUCCAGGUGUGGCCGCCCUCCUCGUAGAAGGAUCCAUCUAGAAUUCAUGAGAGGAAACUGAUGCCAGUAUAAUGGCCUGCAUAGUCGGGCAUAAAGACAGCUACAAGUCUAGUUUAUCUGUUUGACCCAGCAGUCAGGAGUGUAAGCAAAGCACAGGAAAGCACCUCAUAUCAAUCUUGCCAAUAGAGGAAGCUGUGGUACAACCAGAGGCUUGGACAAUUGCCAGGUUGACAUCAAAAUAGGUGUGGUUUGAAGAAGUGAAAGCACUAGGGGCCCAGGGAGGGAACAGGGAACCUGUUUUUUUGUUUUUUUGUUUUUUUUUUUACUAAUUAGGAAUGUUUAGAAAACACACCUGACCUCCUCACGUCGUCUAUUUUUACCCAAUCAAGAGAAGGUCAGUGGUGAAAAGGAAAGGACACGACCUUAAGGGAUUGUGUGUGGUGAAAGGGGUGUGUUGCUACAUAUAGUAAGAAAAUAAGAGAACUAUCACCAAGUUUGUUUGUUUGAUAUUUCUCUGUGCAAAGUUAAAAAAGUGCCGCAAUUAUCCGCUCUGGUUGUGAACAGAUUAUAACAAUGCUACAGCAUCCUAACUUUGCAGGACAUAGUUACAAAAUGUCUCAGAUGUGCAGUUGGUUGUGGUUGUCCACACUCAAGCAGAAGGAUCAAGUUCUUAUUUUGUAUCUCCAGCUAUUUUGGUUGUCGGGUGUUUGAAGGAGGACACUGGUAUCUGCACAGCUUAUUAAAACCGAUCUCUGAAUUCGGAGCACCGGAGCAUUGUAUGACUUCCAGUAUUAAUGUUGCAAAAGAAAUAAUAUCAAAGUACAUGUCUACAUGUGUGAAGCAGUGAACGCUGACUGCAGGUUCAGUGUAUUUUUCUACCUGUCCAGUCCAAUUUGACAAUUCACUGCCACUUUCAUUGCAGCCAAAAUGAGAAAAAUUCAAGGCUUGGACACUUCUGCCAAACCACAGGACAUAAAUUAAAAAAAUUAUGACACUAUAAUUUUCCUGCUUGUCAUUUUUUCCCCCACAGCAAUAUAGCUUGACUGCUAAAUGGCUACUACUAUAUACCACAUAAGAAAAGGAAACUAUUUCUUAAAACUUCAUACUAUGACUCAAUUUAGAAGCUCUGUUUUAUUAAUGGUUUUAUACCGCUGAAGAUUACAGCCUUCAGUUCUGUAUCACUGUACUCUAAGCGGAGUAGACAGCACACUUGCUCCCUCAGACAUUUCUACUGUGCAGUAAUUAACAACAUACUCUCAUGGGCCACAUGGCAGGAGUAUAUAUAGGCCCCACUUACAUUGCCUUCAUGUUCAGAGGCCAGUGGGGAGCUUCACUAGGAAUCGCUUUUCCAGGGGACACUUGCAGUUCUAUCCAGGGGAGGAAUUUCAAACGCAGGCGCGCUUUUCAUGCUUUUCUGGGGUGUAUUUAUAGUGGAUGAGGUCAGGGCAGUAGAAGCGUGUGGGAUGGCCUUCUUCAACCUAGCCAUGUUAAGUGAUGCCGCAGGCUGCAGGGGUGGAGCAAUGGUGCGCCAUUCCAUUCUAAAUCUAAACCUGUAUGUUUGUGACAAUAGUAGCUGAGCACGGGCUGCAAAACUGCACGUGGUGGCCACCAAGACCUUUCCAGUUAUAAAGUGGGCAGGUCUUGGAGGAGGUUCCAGGGCAGGACAUAUAAACCUGCAAGCCAAUCACAAAUUCUUCAUUAAUGAGCUUGAGAUUUCAUUAUGUGAUCUCUAAAGUGGGGUUUGAUGGAUUUGUUUGUUUUUUUACUUAAAGAAAAACCUGUCAAAAAAAUUUGUUCCCAAAAAACAAAUAUUAAUUAAGCUUAUCAGUACAGUACACCUUAAAUACCUGAGUACAUAGAUCAAAUUCAGACUGGACCCUACUUGGGGAGUUACACUAAUUUACUUCCAGAUUGUAAGGGUACUAACUUCUUUCAUGUAAUGAGGAUAAGCUAACUAAAUGAUUGCUGCUACAACAGUAUUUAACACAGCAUUCAUACAUAAAGGGACAGCAAUAUAGAUGUUAUUCUCUACAAACAUGGAGUUAGAAAACAUUCUGUGCUUGAGUCCUACAUUAUGAGUGUGUAAGUGUCAGUAAGAUGGAAAGCUGAUCUCACUGAAAGUUGCUGGUUAAGUAUUAUCAUACAGCCAGGGAGGAUGAGAAAGCUCUCUUUACCCGCCAUAAACUCUGCCAAGUAAAGUUUUAAAAUUAUUACAACAUUAAAUAAUUAGCAGUAGAUUAAAUAACAUAUGGUGGUUGGAAAGACCCCAAAAUAAUCUCAUUCAAAGAUUUUGUUCAGAUCACACUUCUAUUGUUAAGACAGAGCUAAAUAAAUCCUGGUUACACCUUUCCUUGUCCCUGUGGAAACCAGGCUAUCAUCUGUCCAGCCCUACCCCCUCAGAACAGAUUAAUGUAAACGAUCCUCAUUUCCAAUGGUAGGUAACACAACACAGAUUAUUAUUCUGUGCUACAGGGGUUUGUGUGGACUCUUCCUGCGGCAUGAAUCAUUAAACAAGUAACUGUAAUCAAUACAGACAGCUUGGUUCUCAGGGUGACGGUGAGCUAAUGCGUGCAUGCAUGGAGACCAACUGAAGUUGACUGCUUUAAAAACAAAGCUCCGAUUGCUUCCCUUCUAUCGAGGAUUUUAAUGACAAAUGGCUUGAUUAAGCUACAGAAAGUAAUCGAUCAUCCGUAAAUAAAUUCUUUAAAAACUGAUUGGGGUGUAUUUUGAAUGUUUAUCUUGUUUAAUGAAGAAAGAAGAGAAUAGGCAGAAUGUGGAGAGCUGUAAGUUAUCAGUGAAUUAAAAAAAAAAUCACAGUUCAUGGUGCUGAGGGUUUAUAAUAUAGGCAUCUAUUUGCUGUGUUGUUUUCACUGCAUUUUACUUUUCCACUUUAACUGUGUUCCUGAUAAGCUGUGCCUGUAUUGGUUGAAAAGUGGACUGGAACUUUGUAAAGUCACAGGAGGUCAGUAGGAUUUUAUAAAGAAAUCUAAUAAGAAGAAACAUUACAAACACCAAAGUUACAUCUGUCCUGUGGACACAUUUUGUAACACUGGUGCAUUUACUAGUCCAAAGAAAAGCACCUGGUCACUAUUAAUCUGAAAAUCCUUGGCACAGUGUUGCAGUAACCCAUGGCAACUGCUUCUGUGUCAACAGAAAUCUUGAACAAGGCCAGCUGCUGCUGUCCAGGACUGUGCAACACCAUUGGUUGGCUGAAUGAAUGACUUGCUAACUUUUCUAUUAUGCAUGCCAGUUUACCUUUAGUGCGUUCUUGAGCUCAUUCUCAGGUAAACAGAGCUGAGAGGCAGCUGGUCACAAGACACUGUCGAGCAACUGACAAGCGUCCAUCUUGGACCAGUAGUACCACUUUGAACCCUUGCAGGCUUCGAAAAAUGGAGUUGAUUGGAUCCACUCUGACAGCAACGUAUGCUCGGCCAAAAAGCAGCCACUUUCUCCCUGCCAUCUCCACUAUGGCAUCCAGCUAUCGAAACCCCCAGGCAGCCCUGGUCAUGAAUCCCAAUGCCAGUCUGUGGAGGACAAACAGCUAUUACAAGAGCAACAGCACUAUCCCAUCCCCUUCCAUACAACGAGAGAAUUUAGAUUUGGUUCGUGCCAAGACGGUGUUGUACCCAUCCAACAGGAGCGCGCUGACCACCCGCUACACUCCAGAUGACUGGUACAAGUCCAACCACAACAACUACAGGGAAUCCGAGUCUUCCCGGAAAAGCGCAGAGAGACUAAGAAGAGACACCAUCAGGCUGAUGCAGGAUAAAGAGCAACUUACCAGACGAACCCAGGAGAAUACCAGCAAGAACAUAGGAGAAAGGCUUAAUGACAUUGUCUUUUGGAAGUCUGAGCUGAGCCAUGAGAUCGACAACAUGGUGACAGAGAUAGCAGCUCUUAAUGAGGUCAAAAGGAGGCUAGAGAGAGCCUUGGCAGAGACUGAAGGGCCCCUUCAGGUGUCUCAAGAGUGUCUGUACCACAGAGAGCGGCGGAUGUCCAUUGACCUGGUACACGAUGACGUAGAGAAAGACCUCAUAAAGGAGGUAGAAGUUAUAAAGUCAUGUCAGGAAAGGAUGAGGCGACAUCUGGACAGAGCCAUUGCUCAGCUGGCGUCAAACCGUGCAGCUCAACAUGAGUUGGAACGAGAUCUGAGUGACAAACUGACAGCGCAGAGGAUAGAUCAAAGGUGUCACCAUUUAAGGAACACAUCGGAUGGUAUUGGCUAUUACAGAGGAAUUGACAGACUAGACCCUUCAAUCUCUCUGCCUGACUCGUGGUCCAAGUUUACAGAUGACAACAUCCUGCAUUCCCAAAGCGAGCGAGCUGCCUCCCACAAGCUCAGGGAUGAGAUAGAAAUCCUGCUGAACGCCACUUCCAAUGAAAUGUGGAACCAGUUCAACAAUGUCAACGUAGCCUUCACCAACCGCAUAUCAGAAACCGGUGAUGCCAAGAACAGCUUGCAAACACACCUGGCUAAGACUCUACAAGAGAUCUUUCAGACUGAGAUGCUAAUUGAGUCAAUAAAGAAGGCUCUCAGAGAUAAAGAGUCCCCAUUAAAAGUGGCCCAAACGAGGCUGGAGGAGAGGGUCCGUAGACCCAACAUAGAGCUCUGCAGGGACAAUCCACACCACAGACUUGUGAGUGAGGUGAGAGAGAUCGAGGACACUAUUCGGAAACUUCAAGAGAGGCUGAUGGAGGCCGAGAACACUCUGCAGACUUUGGUGAAGACCAAAGUAUCCCUGGAACAUGACCUAUCUGUCAAAGCCAAUUCACUUUUCCUGGACCAGGAGAAGUGCAUGAGCAUGCGCAAGAGCUUUCCUAGCAUGCCCCGUCUGGUGGGCUACACCUAAAACCAAGUCUUAAAAGGAGGACCAUUGGAA